Molecule: messenger RNA, 3561 nt
Organism: Oncorhynchus gorbuscha (pink salmon)
Lineage: Eukaryota; Metazoa; Chordata; Actinopteri; Salmoniformes; Salmonidae
Product: transcription regulator protein BACH1-like
Exons: 7
Coding region: 161-2773 (870 amino acids)
Biological process (GO): regulation of transcription by RNA polymerase II
Molecular function (GO): RNA polymerase II cis-regulatory region sequence-specific DNA binding; protein binding; DNA-binding transcription factor activity, RNA polymerase II-specific
Source: RefSeq, a predicted model, not a curated record
CGCAGAAUUGGGUACAGUCAUUUACAGUUGUCAACAACAGUCCCAAGUUUUCUGUCCCGAGGUCUAAACUGUGUUCGGGAGGUUGUCACACUGAAUAUGUCAGCCUCAUAAACCUGUUUAGGAUUUCAGCUCACCGACGUCUUAGGAUAACCAAUGUCAGAUGUCCGUUGCCAUGUCUAGUCUGGAGAGCCUGCGGUCCUCUGUGUUUACCUUUGAGUCCUCCGUGCACAGCUGCCAUGUGCUGCGUUGUCUGGACGACCAGCGGAGGCGUGACCUGCUGUGUGACAUCACUGUGCUGGCCGAAGGGAGGAGUUUCAGGGCCCACCGUUCUGUGCUGGCCUCCUGCAGCGACUACUUCACACACAGGGUCUCCUCCCACGCACCACAGGGCCUUGUCGUCACCCUGCCUCAGGAGGUGACGGUGAGUGGCUUGGAGCCCCUGCUGCAGUUUGCCUACACCUCCAAGCUGCUCUUCAGUAAAGAUAAUGUCAUGGAGAUACGACACUGUGCCUCUAUUCUGGGUUUCAGGGAUCUGGACUCGGCCUGUUUCGACUUCCUCCUGCCCAAGUUCUUCAGCAGCAGUUCGGCCUCCUUCCAGAGGAAGACCUGCUGUAAGACACGGUGCAGGAGACAGUCCCCUGGGCCAGAGCUCAGCGACAUCGACACCAACAAGGAUGUCUUAGAUGAUGACAAAGGGGUCCGGGUGGUUUCUGAUUCGCCCGUUGAACAGGAUGUGGGUGGCCAACCAGCAAAUGGCGAGACGGGACGUGAAAGCAAAAAUCUCACCCCUCCUCCUGAAGCCGAUAUCCAAUCAGACGGCCAGACUGACUACUCCCUACAAUGCCCCAAGUACCGUAAGUUCCAGCAGGCUUGUGGGAAGGUGAGGCCGUGUGUGGAGAUCUGUGUCCCAGAAACAAACCAUGACUCCCCAGUGGUGAGAGAGGAGGGCUGCCCUCUACCCCUGCACCUUCCCACAUUCGUGCGAACCUGUUCCAGUGGUGGAGGAUUUAGGGAAGGUCCUGCGGUGGAGACGUCUUCUGGAGAAAACUAUUCACUUCUCUCACAGACACAGACUGACCAGGCAGGACAGGGAGAGGUGGAGCAGAGGACUGACCAGGCAGGACAGGGAGAGGUGACGCAGAGGACUGACCAGGCAGGACAGGGAGAGGUGACGCAGAGGACUGACCAGGCAGGACAGGGAGAGGUGACGCAGAGGACUGACCAGGCAGGACAGGGAGAGGUGACGCAGAGGACUGACCAGGCAGGACAGGGAGAGGUGACGCAGAGGACUGACCAGGCAGGACAGGGAGAGAUGACGCAGAGGACUGACCAGGCAGGACAGGGAGAGGUGGAUCAGAGGACUGGAGAAGAGGAUGAUGAGGAGAAGAGAGAGACGAAUGAGGGGAAGAGAAAGAUGGACAAGAGAAGGAGAGAGGCAGAUGAAGAGAACACAGAGAAGGAAGAGAGGAGGAGAGGAGAGACAGAAGAGAGGAGGAGAGGAGAGACAGAAGAGAGGAGGAGAGGAGAGACAGAAGAGAGGAGGAGAGGAGAGACAGAAGAGAGGAGGAGAGGAGAGAGGGCAUCUGGAGUUGACUGUCACAGCUCUAUCCUUCCUCUCGUGGAGGUGUCUAGUGGUCAGCUUGUCAGCUGUGAAGAGAGCCCAGGGUUGGGUACAGCACCACACCGAUGUCCCCUGGAGUCACCCGGGCUGGACAAGCAGAGCUCUGGAGGUGUGGGGGAAGGAGGUUGUGUUCUAGGGGGUAGAGGACACCAUGAAGGGAUAUAUCCAGCUGUCUCCUGCCUGCCACAGACAGAACAGGAGCAGGGAGAGAGAGCGAGGAGAAAGGUGGGGAGAAUGAGAGAACAUGGAAGAAGUGAAAGCGGAGAGAGGAGAGAGCGAGGAUGGGAAGAGAGGAGCAGCGUGGAAAGAGAGGUGGCUGAACACUUGGCCCAUGGCCCCUGGUCAGAGCUCCCCUCUUCUCCUGCCAUCCUCCAGGACUUCCCUGGGACUGAGUCUGGGAACCUCCGGAGCAGCAACCCCACCUUGGACUGGCUUCACCAGCUUGACAUCAGCUCCAGUACCGGGGACUGUCCCUUCCUCCACGGCUUGGACAGGGAGACAGAUGGAGGGACGGACAGAGGGACAGGGGAGGGGACGGACAGUGGGACAAAGAGCGCAACUGGGCUGGGGUGCGAGGGGUUGUCCCAGUUAGAGAAGAGUCCCUGUGUGUCGUCCCUGACAUCUGGAGACGAUGGAGACUCAGACUGCUUCGAUACGGAGGGAGACAGCGAGUCCUGUUCCUACAGACAGAGAGUCAGGGAGGUGCAGCUGCCGUUCUCUGUGGGUCGCAUCGUGGGGUUGAGCAGGAAUGACUUCCAGCUGAUGCUGAGGCACCAGACUCUGACCAGAGAACAGCUGGACUUCGUCCACGACGUCAGGCGCAGGAGUAAGAACCGUAUCGCGGCGCAGCGCUGUCGCAAGAGGAAGCUGGACUGUAUACACAAUCUGGAGCAUGAGAUAGACAAACUGAGGACCGAGAAGAACCAGCUGAUAUCAGAGAGGAGCCAUCUGAACCAGAUGAAGCUGAAUACUUGGCACAGUGUGUCCGCUCUUUGUCAGAGAGUCUGCAGCGAGGCCGCCCUGAGACCAGAACAACUCCAGGUCCUAGCCAAGUACUCCUCCCCAGACUGCCCGCUCUCUGCUCUCAUCUCCCCUACAGACCCAACCUCCCCUGGGCUAGGAGGACUACUACAAUCCCAGGCCUCUCCCUAGGCCUGCUCCUCCUCAGGCCUAGCCUCAGAAAACUGUCAGAACCCUUCAGGAACCUUUGGAAUCUUCGGAACCCUCGGCCAGCUGCUCCAGGGACACACCCACAGGGGAGGAGCUCUCAGGUGAUUGAACAAGCCCUCAGGUAUAUACAGCUGUGUGAUCAGUUGACUUGGAUGCCCUGCCCAUGGAUGAGUGUGAGUCUGGACACCUUCAUCAUCGUCAUCAUCACCAUUUCAUAGACUUUCUUCUACAGGCAAAGACACUGUGGUUGUGUUCCAAUUAUCUCUCCUUCCUCAGAGGGGGCGCUCGGUUACUCCCUAAAGCAUCAGAUUGGUGUAGGCACAGAGCAGGGAUGAAUGAAACAGGAGAGUAUUUUCCCACGGUUGACACGGUUACAUACAAGAUGACAGUAUUUCAACCACAUGAAAAUAUGCAGAUGAACUGACAUCUAACACCAGAGAUAAACUGUGUGUGUGUGUGUGUGUGUGUGUGUGUGUGUCUGUGUGUGUGUGUGUGUGUGUGUGUGUGUGUGUGUGUGUGUGUGUGUGUGUGUGUGUGUGUGUGUGUGUGUGUGUGUGUGUGUGUGUGAGGUGGAAGGUUUGUUUUUAAGAUGCCACAGGCCAACAGAAAUAGAGGAACACCUGUCAGUCUGUCUGUCGGGCAGCAGAGAAGAAUUACUGCAGUUAAACCCGGGGGGGUUGGGUAAAGUCUGUUCUGUCGGGAACUGUGUGUGUGUGUGUGUGUGUGUGUGUGUGUGUGUGUGUGUGUGUGUGUGUGUGUGUGUGUGUGUG